Molecule: messenger RNA, 1622 nt
Organism: Staurois parvus
Lineage: Eukaryota; Metazoa; Chordata; Amphibia; Anura; Ranidae
Source: the annotation of a GenBank genome assembly
CCGUGUUAAUGCGAUCUCUGUGUUUGUUCCGCAGGCUGUGGAAUCGCGAUGCUCAUCAUCAUCUCCGUACUGAUCGCCAUUUAUUACAACAUCAUUAUGUGUUACACCCUCUUCUAUCUCUUCGCCUCCUUGGUCUCUGUGCUGCCCUGGGCUUCUUGUACCAACCCCUGGAACAAACGCCGGACUGCAAGGAUAAGGACAGGCUGAUGUUGGAUUCCUGCAUCAUUGGGGAUCACCCGAGGAUCCAGAUCAAGAACAGUACGUUCUGCAUGACGGCCUACCCCAACCUGACGAUGGUCAACUACACCAGCCACGGGAACAAGUCAUUCGUCAGCGGGAGUGAGGAGUACUUCAAGUACAAUAUGCUGAAGAUUUCGGCCGGUAUUGAAUUUCCUGGUGAAAUCCGGUGGCCCCUCGUGUUUAGCCUGUUUCUGGCUUGGGUGAUCGUCUACGCCUCUCUUGCCAAAGGGAUCAAGACCUCUGGAAAGGUUGUGUAUUUUACAGCCACGUUCCCUUACGUGGUCCUCGUCAUCCUCCUCAUCCGAGGGGUGACCUUGCCUGGGGCCGGAGACGGAAUCUGGUAUUUCAUCACCCCCAAAUGGGAGAAGCUGGGGGAUGCCAUGGUAUGGAAGGACGCGGCUACGCAGAUCUUCUUCUCUCUGUCGGCGGCCUGGGGUGGACUCAUCACUCUCUCCUCCUACAACAAGUUCCACAAUAAUCUCUACAGGGACACGCUGAUCGUCACCUGCACCAACAGCGCCACCAGUAUAUUCGCUGGAUUUGUCAUCUUCUCUGUCAUCGGCUUCAUGGCGAACGAGCUGAAGGUGGACAUUGACAAGGUGGCUGAUCAAGGACCCGGCAUUGCGUUCGUGGUGUACCCCGAGGCUCUCACCCGCCUUCCUCUCUCCCCGUUUUGGGCCAUCAUAUUUUUCCUCAUGCUCCUCACUCUGGGGCUGGAUACAAUGUUUGCCACCAUUGAGACCAUAGUGACGUCCGUGGCUGACGAAUACCCCAAAUACCUGCGUACCCACAAGCCGCUGUUCACCUUGGUGUGCUGCCUGGCAUUCUUCAUAAUGGGGUUCCCCAUGAUCACACAGGGUGGAAUUUACAUGCUGCAGCUGGUGGACACGUAUGCCGCGUCAUAUUCUCUCGUCAUCAUCGCGAUCUUCGAGCUGGUUGGGAUUUCUUAUAUUUAUGGUCUGCAGAGAUUCUGUGAAGACAUUGAGAUGAUGAUCGGAUUUCAGCCGAAUCGCUUCUGGAAGAUUUGCUGGGCUUUUGUCACUCCGACGAUUUUAACUUUUAUCUUGUGCUUCAGCUUUUACCAAUGGGAGCCGAUGACUUACGGUAGCUACCACUACCCGACGUGGUCGAUGGUCCUCGGAUGGUUGAUGUUGGCCUGUUCCGUCAUCUGGAUUCCAAUCAUGUUUGUCAUCAAAAUGCAUCUGGCUCCAGGCAAUUUUAUUGAGAGGCUUAAAUUGGUAUGUUCCCCACAGCCGGACUGGGGUCCAUUCUUGUCUAAGCAUCGUGGAGAACGUUACAAGAACAUGAUCGACCCAUUGGGUACUUCCUCACUGGGACUGAAACUUCCCCCCAAGGAUUUCGAGCUAGGAACACAAUGCUAG